AUGCUCUUCUAUCGCCUUCUUCCCCUGCUUGCCUCCACUGUCGCUGUCCUCGCCGCACGGUACCCGUCCUUCGGGACGCUGCAGACGCAAACUUCCAACGGCGUCAUGCACGUCGUAAUUAACAACACGUUCUCCGAAAUCAACGUCCUCGACUACCACCUCGCGUUCGACCUGGCGAACCUUCUCGAGCGCCUGCAGGGGAAUGGGACAGACUCUGACGUCCAUGCCGUCGUGUUCUCGAGCGCCAACCCAAAGUUCUUCAUCGCGCAUGUCGACAUAAACCUCUUCGUUACCGGAUUCGAGUCUCCGCUCCCGAAGUUCGACCCGUUUAAUCCGGACAUACUGUUCUUCGACGCGCUCAUGUGGAACAUAACAACGCUCCCGCAGGCGACCAUCGCGGUCAUCGAAGGGCGUGCGCGCGGGAUCGGCAACGAGUUCCUCAUGGCUUGCGACAUGCGCUUUGCGCUCUCUUCCCCGAACGUCCUCCUCUCCCAAACGGAAAACUCUGUGGGCGCCAACCCCGGCGCAGGCGGAGCGAUGUACCUUUCCAACCUCAUCGGCCACGGACGGACGUUCGAGUACGUGCUGUCUGCUACAGACGUCAAUGCCGACACAGCUGCGCAAAUUGGGUGGGUCAAUCGCGUCUUCGACACGCCUCACGAGCUGCAUGACUACGUCGAUAACCUGGCUGCGCGUAUCGCGCUAUUCCCGCUCCCGGGGAUUGCCGGCACGAAGCAGGGCGUGAAUGCUAUUAGCCGGCCGCCACGAGACGUGUUUGUGCGGGACUCGCAAGACGUCAUUAUAAGCGUGACGUCGACGGCUGAGGGCCAGGAGUUGCUGGAUGCCGUGUUGAAGGCAACGAAUAACCAGAGUCUAGGCGCAUUCGAGCUGGACUGGCCGACGGAGGUGGUGAAGCUCUACCAGUAA
Mycena indigotica is the source of this 927-nucleotide messenger RNA. RefSeq lists its product as uncharacterized. Bases 1 to 927 code for a protein of 308 amino acids. Lineage: Eukaryota; Fungi; Basidiomycota; Agaricomycetes; Agaricales; Mycenaceae. The record is from RefSeq and is a predicted model, not a curated record. The transcript has 3 exons.